This is a messenger RNA of Limulus polyphemus (Atlantic horseshoe crab), 543 nucleotides long. Its product is annotated as S-antigen protein-like. Bases 1 to 543 code for a protein of 180 amino acids. Lineage: Eukaryota; Metazoa; Arthropoda; Merostomata; Xiphosura; Limulidae. The transcript has a single exon. The record is from RefSeq and is a predicted model, not a curated record.
AUGAAGCAUGUUGAAGAUCCAUACAAGUACAACAUGAAGCAUGCUGAGGAUCCAUACAAGUACAACAUGAAGCAUGCUGAGGAUCUAUACAAGUACAACAUGACGCAUGCUGAGGAUCUAUGCAAGUACAACAUGAAGCAUGUUGAAGAUCCAUACAAGUACAACAUGAAGCAUGCUGAGGAUCCAUACAAGUACAACAUGAAGCAUGCCGAGGAUCUAUACAAGUACAACAUAAAGCAUGCUGAGGAUCUAUACAAAUAUAACAUGAAGCAUGCUAAAUAUCCAUACAAGUACAGCAUGAAGCAUGCUAAAUAUCCAUACAAGUACAACAUGAAGCAUGCUGAGGAUCCAUACAAAUACAACAUGAAGCAUGCUGAGGAUCUAUACAAGUACAACAUGAAGCAUGUUGAAGAUCCAUACAAGUACAACAUGAAGCAUGCUGAGGAUCCAUACAAGUACAACAUGAAGCAUGCUGAGGAUCUAUACAAGUACAACAUGAAGCAUGCUGAAGACAUGUUGUACUUGUAUGGAAAAACAUGCUGA